AUGCCUCCCUCAAUGAAUGGACAACCAUUACAAGUUUUGGCAGGAAUAUAUAUUGAAUCUUUAGGGAAUUUUAGAGCUGCAGAUAUGAGUUUUGAUGUUGAUUUAUAUUUAUAUUUGAGUUGGAAAGAUUAUUCUUUAAAUCAUUCUUCUAAUGAUUAUUUACUUUUAAAUGAUCCAAAUAUUCGAAAAUAUAUUUGGUUACCAGAUUUGUAUUUUGCAAAUGCUAGAAUAUCCCGUUUUCAUGAUGUUAUAGCCCCCAAUUUUAAUUUAUUUGUUGACCAAAAGGGCGAAGUUGCUUAUUCUACUAGGAUUACUUUGGGGGUUGCAUGCAAUUUAGAUUUGUCAUUAUAUCCAAUGGACAGUCAACGAUGUUCUAUUCAAUUUUUAAGCUAUGCUUAUAUCGAAAAACAAUUAAAAGUUCGUUGGUUUAUUGGAAAUUCUACUCGAUAUAAUCCAAACAUUCAAUUACCCGAAUUUAGAAUUUCCAAUUUAAGUAAUGAAUAUUGUAAUGGAAUAUAUAAUUAUGCAAUUAUGGAAUACUCUUUUAAAAGAGAUGAAUUUAGUUGUUUGGAAGCAAUAAUUCAUUUAAAUAGACAAAUUGGUUAUCAUGUUGUCCAAUCAUAUAUACCUACUGGCCUUAUUGUUAUUAUUUCUUGGGGGAAUGGCCUCCGUUUUGGCCUUCCACAAGUAGCAUAUGCUAAAGCUAUUGACUUUUGGUUUGGAGCCUGUUUAUUUUUUGUCUUUUUGAGCCUUUUGGAAUUUGCUGCUGUAAAUUCAUAUAUGCGGCAUGCAGAAAAGUUUGAACGUUAUGCAACCUAUUAUGCAAAGAAAAAUUCAUCAUUAAAUGCUCAAACGGCAGUUUUGUUCUCUAAAAACAAAGCUUUUGGCGAAAAAAAUGAAAAGGGAGAGAAGGAAAGCUUGAAAUCUAGAGCUGAUACAUUAAGUCUUCUUCCUUCCAUAGAUGCUUCUAUAGACGAAAGUUUUGAGGGCGUCAAAUGGUCUUCUGCAGCAACAAUUGGAGAAAUAAAUCCAAAUAUUUGGUUACCAACAACAGAUUCCCCAACAAAAGAAAAUAAUUUAAUUAAUAAUAAAAAUAAUAAAAGGAAGGUUUUAAAGAAAAAUGAGAGGGAAAUUAAAAAUAAUGGAAAUAAAAUGCGAGCAGCACAUUUUAGACAAUUUUAUCGGCCAUCUUCUGUAAAUAAAUUUAAAAAGGAAAAAGAAAAUUGUUCAAAGAAUUAUGGAAAAAUAGAAACAAAUCCUUUGAUAACAAAUCAUUUUCUACGUCAAGGCUUUUUAUAUUCACGCAAGGGUUUGGCAAUAGAUAGAUUAUCUCGUUGGCUAUUUCCUUUAACUUUUACUAUUUGGAAUGCUUUUUAUUGGCUUUAUUAUUUAUAUUAUGUUCAAAAUAAACAACUAAAUAAAUAA
Molecule: messenger RNA, 1425 nt
Organism: Meloidogyne enterolobii
Lineage: Eukaryota; Metazoa; Nematoda; Chromadorea; Rhabditida; Meloidogynidae
Source: the annotation of a GenBank genome assembly